Molecule: messenger RNA, 5268 nt
Organism: Spodoptera frugiperda (fall armyworm)
Lineage: Eukaryota; Metazoa; Arthropoda; Insecta; Lepidoptera; Noctuidae
Gene: alpha-Man-IIb
Product: alpha-mannosidase 2-like
Exons: 8
Coding region: 187-3579 (1130 amino acids)
Biological process (GO): protein deglycosylation; mannose metabolic process; N-glycan processing
Cellular component (GO): Golgi membrane
Molecular function (GO): carbohydrate binding; alpha-mannosidase activity
Source: RefSeq, a predicted model, not a curated record
UCCGUCUGUCCAAUCGGUAUCACAGACACAGACGUGAGUCAGGAGCACGCUGUGGUGUUUGGCUGUCGCAUGCAAGUGCGAGCCGAUAACUUACACUGCAGAUAAAUAAAUAAUUGACUUUAUCUGGAGUAAAAUAAAAUGUAAACAUUGUUUUCAAAAAAAUCGUGACAUAAAAAAUAUUGCACAAUGAGGACUCGUGUCCUUCGUUGCCGGCCGUUCUCCACCCGGAUCCUGCUGCUGCUGCUAUUUGUCCUUGCGUUUGGGGUCUACUGCUAUUUCUACAAUGCAUCUCCUCAGAACUAUAACAAACCAAGAAUCAGUUACCCGGCCAGUAUGGAGCACUUCAAAUCUUCCCUCACUCACACCGUCAAGAGCCGAGACGAGCCAACUCCGGAUCAAUGCCCUGCAUUGAAGGAAAGCGAAGCGGACAUCGACACCGUGGCGAUAUACCCAACUUUUGAUUUUCAGCCGAGCUGGUUGCGUACAAAGGAAUUUUGGGACAAGUCCUUCGAGGAUCGGUAUGAAAGAAUUCAUAACGACACUACACGGCCUAGACUGAAGGUAAUCGUGGUUCCUCACUCACACAACGACCCGGGAUGGCUGAAGACGUUUGAACAGUACUUCGAGUGGAAGACCAAGAACAUUAUCAACAACAUAGUGAACAAACUGCACCAGUACCCCAACAUGACCUUCAUUUGGACCGAGAUAUCGUUUCUGAAUGCCUGGUGGGAAAGGUCGCACCCUGUCAAACAAAAGGCAUUGAAAAAACUUAUCAAAGAAGGUCGUCUCGAGAUCACGACGGGCGGCUGGGUGAUGCCGGACGAAGCCUGCACGCAUAUCUAUGCGCUAAUUGACCAGUUUAUUGAAGGACAUCACUGGGUGAAAACUAAUCUCGGCGUCAUCCCGAAGACAGGAUGGUCUAUUGACCCCUUCGGCCACGGGGCCACUGUGCCUUACCUGCUAGACCAGAGCGGCCUUGAGGGAACCAUUAUACAGAGAAUCCAUUAUGCGUGGAAACAGUGGCUGGCGGAGCGACAGAUUGAGGAGUUUUACUGGCUGGCGAGUUGGGCUACUACGAAGCCGUCCAUGAUAGUGCACAAUCAGCCGUUUGAUAUUUAUUCAAUAAAAAGCACGUGUGGCCCGCACCCUUCAAUUUGUCUCAGUUUCGACUUCAGGAAGAUUCCCGGCGAAUAUUCUGAAUACACAGCUAAGCACGAAGACAUCACGGAACACAACUUGCACAGCAAGGCAAAGACUUUGAUAGAGGAGUACGACCGUAUCGGGUCCCUGACUCCACACAACGUGGUGCUGGUGCCGCUCGGAGACGACUUCAGAUACGAGUACAGCGUCGAGUUUGAUGCCCAAUACGUCAAUUAUAUGAAAAUGUUUAACUACAUCAAUGCUCACAAGGAAAUCUUCAACGCUGACGUACAGUUCGGAACUCCUCUCGAUUACUUUAACGCCAUGAAAGAAAGACAUCAAAAUAUACCCAGCUUAAAGGGAGAUUUCUUCGUUUACUCCGAUAUUUUCAGCGAAGGUAAACCAGCGUACUGGUCAGGCUACUACACCACUCGACCCUACCAAAAAAUCCUCGCCCGUCAAUUUGAACAUCAACUACGAUCGGCAGAGAUUUUAUUCACCCUUGUAUCGAACUACAUCAGACAGAUGGGUCGGCAAGGAGAGUUCGGAGCUUCUGAGAAAAAGUUAGAAAAAUCUUACGAGCAGCUUAUCUAUGCUCGACGGAACUUGGGCCUGUUUCAACAUCACGAUGCGAUUACUGGAACAUCAAAGUCCAGUGUGAUGCAAGAUUACGGAACCAAACUGUUCACUAGUCUGUAUCACUGCAUCCGCCUGCAGGAGGCCGCGCUCACCACCAUCAUGUUGCCUGACCAGUCGUUGCACUCGCAGAGCAUUAUACAAAGCGAGGUUGAGUGGGAAACUUACGGAAAACCGCCCAAGAAGCUGCAAGUGUCCUUCAUUGACAAGAAGAAAGUUAUACUUUUUAAUCCGUUGGCUGAGACUCGAACUGAAGUGGUCACGGUUAGAUCCAACACGUCCAACAUCCGGGUGUACGAUACACACAAGAGGAAGCACGUCUUGUAUCAGAUAAUGCCCAGCAUCACAAUCCAAGACAACGGCAAGAGUAUCGUGAGCGACACCACGUUCGACAUAAUGUUCGUGGCCACCAUCCCGCCCCUCACCUCCAUCUCGUACAAGCUGCAGGAGCACACCAACACUUCCCACCACUGCGUCAUUUUCUGCAACAACUGCGAACAAUACCAGAAAUCCAAUGUGUUCCAAAUCAAGAAAAUGAUGCCUGGUGACAUACAAUUAGAAAAUGCAGUGCUAAAACUUCUCGUUAAUAGGAACACCGGCUUUCUGAGACAAGUCUAUAGAAAGGACAUCCGGAAGAGAACUGUCGUUGACGUACAAUUCGGCGCAUAUCAAAGUGCCCAAAGACAUUCUGGUGCUUACCUCUUCAUGCCUGAUUACGACUCACCUGAGAAGAAUGUUCUGCAUCCCUACACUAAUCAGAACAACAUGCAAGAUGAUAACAUAAUCAUAGUGUCCGGACCUAUUUCUACGGAAAUCACGACCAUGUACUUGCCCUUCUUGGUGCACACUAUUAGGAUAUACAACGUGCCGGACCCGGUACUGUCGCGUGCUAUUCUAUUAGAGACCGAUGUAGAUUUCGAGGCGCCACCUAAGAACAGAGAGACUGAGUUAUUUAUGAGAUUACAGACUGAUAUACAAAACGGUGACAUUCCCGAAUUUUACACCGAUCAGAACGGAUUCCAGUACCAAAAGAGGGUCAAAGUGAAUAAACUAGGAAUAGAAGCUAAUUACUACCCGAUCACUACCAUGGCGUGGCUGCAAGACGAGGAGACCCGGCUCACUCUGCUGACGAACCACGCUCAAGGCGCUGCUGCAUACGAACCAGGACGCUUAGAAGUCAUGCUCGAUCGUCGAACUCUUUAUGAUGACUUCAGAGGAAUCGGUGAAGGAGUAGUCGAUAACAAACCGACGACUUUCCAGAACUGGAUUUUAAUUGAAUCCAUGCCAGGCGUGACGCGAGCCAAGAGAGACACUAGUGAACCAGGUUUCAAAUUUGUUAAUGAACGUCGUUUUGGCCCCGGCCAGAAGGAAAGCCCUUACCAAGUACCGUCGCAGACUGCGGACUACCUGAGCAGGAUGUUCAAUUACCCGGUGAACGUGUACCUGGUGGACACUAGCGAGGUUGGCGAGAUCGAGGUGAAGCCGUACCAGUCGUUCCUGCAGAGCUUCCCGCCCGGCAUCCACCUGGUCACCCUGCGCACCAUCACCGACGACGUGCUCGAACUCUUCCCCAGCAACGAAAGCUACAUGGUACUGCACCGACCAGGAUACAGCUGCGCUGUCGGAGAGAAGCCAGUCGCCAAGUCUCCCAAGUUUUCGUCCAAAACCAGGUUCAAUGGUCUGAACAUUCAGAACAUCACUGCAGUCAGCCUGACCGGCCUGAAGUCACUCCGACCUCUCACAGGUCUGAGUGACAUCCACCUGAACGCUAUGGAGGUAAAAACUUACAAGAUCAGGUUUUAAAGACUGCUAGUAGUAAUAGGUGUAACACAUUUGUAAUUUUAUAAUAUUUACAAACUUUAUCGUGAACUUACAGCCUCACACCUCGGCUAUGUAAGUGGAAUAAGUAGGAAGAUACAAUUUUGAUGGUACUUUAGUAGAGCCUCGUACUAACGGGCCGCGUAAUAGUAUAAUGGUAUUAGAAUGAUUUUCGAUUCAUGUUAUGCACUCACUAAGUCAUUGUAAUUUGCGCCGUAUAACCUGAUGUUAUUAAUUAUUAAAUGAUAUAAUAAUUUAUUGUCGAUCCCUAUGGCUGUUUAUGUUUAACAGAAAUUUCGACUAACUAGAUAAAUCUACCUCAGGACCAAAUGUUAUACCUGUUCAUCUAUUGAUUCUAUUACAAAUGAUUAAUUAUACUAGUUCAAUUAAUUAUAGUCUAUUUGAAUCUCCUAUUACUUAUUAAACUUUUCUCAUUCACUUUUGUAUAAAUUGUUUUCUUCUAUUUUAAUCUACGACACGUUUUCUUCAAUGUUAUUGUCACGCUACACGCUAGCACUGUUUGGGCGGAGGGGUUUCAUAAUAAAUAAAUACUUACAUAAUAUGUACUGUGAUAGUGGGCAUGACAUAGCUGAAUGUAUUUAUAAUAUUUUAGUUACCGAUUAUUUUCGAUUGAUUAAAUUAUUUUGUUUCACGGCGAGAGCGGUCGUCUUGUCUAUUUCUUUAAUUACAAUACAAUAAUGUUUACAAUUUAGACGCGAAGUAUGUGACAUAUGAUAUUAGGUUGUGUUUCUUAUUUUUUGAAAUCAUUUAAGUAUUUUUUUAAGUUUGAAAGUGAUAUUUGAGUUAAAUUUAAUGUAGUUAGUUAUAUUUUUAAUGCGUAUGCUAGGCAUAUUACUUGAAAGGGAGGGUGUGUCUACAUAAUAUGUAUGAAUAUAUCGGACGCCUGGUAUCACCCUCGCCUUAGUUAUUAUAACGCCUUAUUAAUAAACAUUAUGCAGUUCUCAAAGAACAAAUAAGUAAAAUAAUAGUAAAUGGAAUUCAUUCGAAAAAUUAAAGAUCUGUGUAGAAUUUUUUAAUAAGGCUUAUCUUAUAAUUGCAUUUGAAGGACCAAACAUUAAUUUUCUUUAGUUUUAUUACAUAAGCUUGUUCUCGUAAUCGGUUAAUUUAAUCGCGCUAUUUCCAUUUUGUUAAUAUGUUUUGUAUAUAAUUGAUUUAAAAGUGUAUAAUUAUUUAUAUAAAAUAAGUUUAAUUUUUAUAUUAUGAAAUGGCCACUUCUAAGUUAGAAUUAGUACAAUUAAAUCGACAUAUUUUUUAUUGUUUAUGGCUUGUUGUAACUUCGAAGCAAGUUGUUUUUGAAAUCUCAUAGCUAAUAUUAUAAUUUUUAAUAAUAUGUACCGAUAUCAACAUUUUUCUACAGUAAAUAUUUAUUAUUGUGAUAAGGUUAUAACUUGAAAUCAUUACCAUCGAUAAUAUUUAGUCAAAGAAAUUUAGAUUUUAAAUAGUUGAAAAUAAUGAUGUUAAUCAACACUAAUGGUAAGCAGAUCUUGUUUGGUUUAUGCAUCUGUUUCUGAAUUAGUAGACCUGUAAUAAUCGUUGUAUAAUUUGGUUGUACUUGACGUAAUUUAAUCAUAGACAUAACCCUAGAAACUUAAAAUUGUGUGUACAAUUUUGUCUGAAAACUUGUAGUAGAUGAAAUAAAAUAAAUAAAGUAUA